UGCACAGAAGGGUCAGAGGAGAGAUGUACUUCUGGAGUGCAGGCGCUGACACUAGGCAUUGCGGUGCUGUCAGUGGUGAGAAUCUGUGGCGACGGACGCUGUGUGAGCUGGUAUUGCAGGCAAGGAGGCACAGGAAUACUGCCAGCGUGUAACAGCAGGCGUCUGUAAUCGUAGACUACUGUGGGUACUUCGUAGGCUGGCAGCAGCAGAGCUGAAGAUGCAGGACCUCAUUGUCACAGUGUUCCUGAUGCUGGCAUCUGCUUCAUAUCUGCAUGCAGAGAAAGGAUCAUCGGAAGAGCACAAUCCCUUUGUCUAUGAUUACAAAUCUCUUAAGGUAGCCGGGCUUGUUGUUGCUGGUGUCCUGUGUGCCAUGGGAAUUAUCAUCUUACUGAGUGGAAAAUGCAGAUGUAAAUUCAACCAGAAGAAUGAACAAAGAAACAGAGCACAAGAGCAACAUCUUAUUUCACCAGGGAGCGCCAGUCACUGCUGAACGGCCGCGUCUUCUCCGAAAAGGACUUUUUGUUUUAAGUUUUCUGCUGUAACAACUUGUUUUGCAUCUCGGACCUCUCACACACUUUUUUUUUGUUAUGUAAACGGUUUUCUCUAGAAAUUUUUUGGCUACUAAUACAAAUAAAUGGUUUUGUUUUCUCACA
Molecule: messenger RNA, 653 nt
Organism: Pseudophryne corroboree (corroboree frog)
Lineage: Eukaryota; Metazoa; Chordata; Amphibia; Anura; Myobatrachidae
Product: FXYD domain-containing ion transport regulator 3-like
Exons: 8
Coding region: 218-490 (90 amino acids)
Biological process (GO): regulation of sodium ion transmembrane transporter activity
Cellular component (GO): membrane
Molecular function (GO): sodium channel regulator activity
Source: RefSeq, a predicted model, not a curated record